Molecule: messenger RNA, 2757 nt
Organism: Scheffersomyces stipitis CBS 6054
Lineage: Eukaryota; Fungi; Ascomycota; Pichiomycetes; Serinales; Debaryomycetaceae
Gene: SPI1.2
Product: Putative serine proteinase inhibitor (KU family) with thrombospondin repeats
Exons: 1
Coding region: 1-2757 (918 amino acids)
Source: RefSeq, a predicted model, not a curated record
AUGGCCGACAUCUUGCCAAAAACGAUGGAUAUAGACGCCAUCAAUCAACUGGAAGGGCCUCCUGGAGACUCUUCCCACUUCAACGCUUCAAAUAGUGCUUUAAACGAACCGAAACCGCCAGAUAUUGGCCGAAAACGAAAAACCGACGUCGCACCCGAUGACCUGAUGGACCUUGAUGGCGAGUCCUCAGAUGCCGUAGAAAACGGCGAAUUGGAGCCAUCUUUCGUGACAGCAGGAUCAGUUAUGGCUGAUGACUCUUUUGACGAUACCCAAGAAGCCUCAAACGCUUUAAACACCUUGAACGAAGGGCCAGAAAUGUCGAUUAUGGACAGCUUUGAAACCUCAGUUUCGAAAAAUUCUUCACAUCACGUGAUCGAGGAAGAACACGACCCACUUUUGGCUGCAAAAGGAGAUACUGUUAUGAUAUCUCCAAGUCCUACUUCCAGUAGCGAUUUGUCAAAGCCUACAUCCACCAGUGACUCAGUUGAAAUUACAAAUGUUUAUAUAAAAGAAAAAAACCCAAAAUCCCAAAAAAAUAACCUUUCAGAAAAUGAAGAAAUCAAAAAAAAUCAGGAAAACAGAAAAUCAAAAAAACAAACCUCAGGAGCUCCUCUUACUGAUCUGAUCUGGAACGGUCAGAACGCCUCGCUCCAACAUCACAAAAACAAUUCAUCAAUUAAACUUCUCUCCAAAGACAGGUUAAUAAAGGAUCUUGAAAAACUCGGAUCUGGCUUAAACAAGAAUUGGGAAGAAGAUAAAUUCACAGACGAUUUGACCUUUAAGAAGAUCAGGAGGUUAGGGUUUGCCAAAAACUAUGUCACUUCCCACUCACAACAAGAAUGGGCAGGAGAACAAGGCAGAAUUGACAGAUGGAACAUCCCGCAAGAAUUUCUCAUUGAUUCAUUGUCACUCCUUGGAGAACACGAAUAUCAAAAAAGGGCAAUCGAAUUGAGGAUUGAUCGGUUUGAGUACAAGGAUACCCAAUUAGACCCGUCCAAAGAGUUGUCUUUAAAAGAAAAGCUAGCGGUUAUUGAAGACCACUUUUCCCAUCUCCCCGAGAAAUUUUAUGAAACAGCUCUUCAGCUCGAAACCAAAUUGAAACAAGUAAGAGCAGCUAAAACAAAUUUCCUAGACUUACUUGCCAAGGCGACAGGUGAGGAUAAGGAGGCGAGACCACUGUACCUCAGAGCCAUACAUGAAAACGAGAUACAAGAAAGAGAUCUCAUGGCCCAAUUGACAAAGGAAAACACCCUUCGUGCUAUUGUUCCCUUGAUGAUGAUCAGACCACUCAGCAACUCCACUGCCUAUAUGUCCCUCAGUCCCAUUGAGGGACCUAAAACCUCAACCCAGGGACCCAGCCUUCUAAUGUCUCUUAAAAAAUUGUUAAGACAAGGUUAUGAAGGAUCAACUUCCGAUUACUAUUUCAAAUUGAGCAUGAUUCCCUCUAAACCUCUCGCAAACAUGUUUCUUGUCGGACUUGAACACCCAUCAGAUCACAAAAACCCAGAGAUGGCGAUCAGUGAAUUAUUCAAUAGAGGUUCCAUGCAAAUUACAUCGUCCCAUAACCUCAAUUUUUCAAAAUUCCCAUCAGACGUCUACUCAGUGGAAGAAAAAGUCAAGUAUGAGAUUCUCGUUGCCCAUUCAGAGCGCAUUCGCAAUACAUACUAUUUAGACAAAGACAAAGAAAAGAGUAAACUGUUCUACCUCAUUGCAACGGACUCUGGCAAAGUCCCUACUCGAAAGAAUGCAAAUCUUCCGAACUAUAGUCUCGAGAUCAUUUCGACUUUUAAAUUCUGCAGUUAUUGUCACGAAAGUGAUCACCCAACCUUUAAAUGCACCAAAACGAACAAAAACCGCACCACGUACUAUCCACCUAGUACACCAAUGGUAGCUACUUACACUCUGACCAGAGAAAGUACUACAGACAAUGGCAGUAAAUUUCGUAAAGUACGGACAGGGGCCUUCACCGAAGUCACCAAGGGCGUAAAACCCCAGAAAAUCCAACAAACAAUUGUAAACCAUGGAUCAAAUUCAUUCAUGAACUUGCCUAUGGAAGAACCGCCCAGCUCAACUACGGACCCGACCAGCACCACGGCCUUUUCGCGUCAGCCAACAAGUACACCAACAACCCCUCGCCAACGCCAGACACAAAGCCAAACACCGGCUACAAAGACGAAGACAACUCAAGAUCUUGAUUCCGAGGACAUCGUGAUCCAGACCACAACGUCGAUCCAGACAGAAGCAAACACCAUAACUCCCCCCAGCACGCCUUUUACCGUCCAAACACAUAAAACUACCGACACUCCCUCUUCUAUGGGAGCUUCCUCAACAAGAAGAACUCCAUACUCAAGACCCAUCAACAAGCGUCAAGAUGCGACCUCCCCAACCCAGCGAUUGGAGCCGUUACGGGCAAGAAAAACACCCUCUCGCCAAAACACGGCACAACUUGCAGACGCAAGACUGUGGCUGGAAAGAUACCCCCAGCGACUACGAGACAACCCUCCCAAAACGGGAUCGGUAGAUUUCUCUUUCUCCCAGAUAGGAUCAUCCAUAGACCCUCUCAAAUCCACAAAUACUACACCUGCCAUGAUCAGCUCCCCAAUCGGAUCGUCAUUCAGUAUCACGGAGGCAUCACAACAACAGCUAGCAAACCCCAUUCAGUUGAGGUCCGAAGUCCUUCCAUCACAGGAUACGAUUCCUGACUGGUCGACGUUACAGGACACUAGCACCAAUGACACGCCUUCUCAAUUAAAUUAA